AAUCUGGUUUUACAGUGUAUUUGGGUUCAUUGUACAGUUUUGAAUAGAAUGUGUAUCUCUGUCACUCUAUUCUACAAUUCAGUAAUCCAUCAUCAGCUGAUAAACAUGUGAUUACUGUACAUUAAUGUGUAGUAGUAUGAAGCCUUCAGAGAGCGGUGCACAGUCAGGGCAGGGCUGGGGGGGCUCCAGCAUCGUAAGAGAGAGAGAGGGGGGGGGGGCUCGGCCGUCGUUGUGAAUGAGGGCCAGCAUGACGUCAGGAAGCCAAUGUCAACAAUGCAGCUCCUAGAGGAGAAAAGGCGUUUCAUCCUCACACACACACACACACACACACACUGACACAGGAGACGCGUCUACCGCACACCGACUGAUGCCCACGGUCCGUUAAAAGCAGCGGUUCUGGCCGUGGGAGGGCUGCGGAGAUAAAAACAAACAGAAAAAACGAUGUGGACUCACUCUUUUUUCUGAGGAACUGAACGAAGACGAGCAGGAAAGAAAAACGGGGUGCUAGAGGGAGUUAUGUCGGCAGGCGAGGACGAUGGGGAGGCGGCAGCGCCCGUGUACGUGUACGAAUCCAAGGUCCACUGCGCCAACGUGCUGCUUAGCCUGGAGGAGCAGCGACGGCAGGGCAUCCUGUGCGACGUGACCGUACUGGUGGAAGGAAGGGAGGUGCGCGCGCACAGGGCCGUCCUUGCUGCUAGCAGUCGCUACUUCCUGCAGGCGCUGCUGGGUCACAAUGGGUCACUGGGCGAAGUGGAGCCCAUCAUUAACCUGCCAGACAAGGUGACAGCUAAGGGUUUUGCUCCACUGCUCCAGUUUGCCUACACAGCCAAGCUGGUUUUAAGUCGGGAAAACAUCCAUGAGGUCAUCCUGUGCGCUGACUUCCUGGGUGUUCACAAUUUGGAGGACUCUUGCUUCCGGUUCCUUCAAGCCCAGCUACAGAAUGAUGACCAACAUGCCAGUAAUAGCAAGGUGGAAUAUGAUGACGACAUCACGGCCGAGGACACAGUCUUUUCGGAGGCAAUAUCCUUGGAUCAUUCUACAGAGAUGAGGCAGCAGACCAAUCAUGUAGCAAGCACUGCGUCACUUCCCGCUGACCUUUCUCAAUGUCCCAAGUACAGGAAAUAUCAGUACCAGAUCUGUGACAGCAAGCACAAUGGAGAAAACUAUCAUGGCAGUGAUGAUGUCAUUUUGGCCAACCAUACCUCAGUCAGCCCUGUGAGCUCACAGCUCACAGACAGCAGUGCUGCUCAACAAACUCUCCUUACACCCUCCAGGAUCAAAGAGGAACAAUUUGUGUUCGAGGAAGAAGGAGACGAAAGGAGCGGUUGCAACCCAGAAUUAUGUACUGAGGAGGUACUGGAGAUGGAGCUGGAGGUAGAAGGGGUUCCAGUAGCAGCCGAGCACUCUCCGAGCAGAGGUUCACCCUCUUCCUGCCUGCGCUCCUACCUCCAGAGAGGUGGCCUGGAUCUCAGUGGUGUGCCCAGCACCACCAUCCAGCAGCUACUCACCAACAGACUGUCCCUCAACCACUACAGGGAACUGGUCAAAGACAGGCAGAGGGAUAAGAGGGAAUCUCUGGGUCAAGUGGACCUCAAGACCGGCAUUACAGAUGUGAUACCAGCAGCGCUGACUGGCAUUGGCAAGAACAUGGAAAGGCCAGUGUCCAACGCCUCAUCCUCUAAACAUGAAGGGGAGCUAGACAGAUGCAGUGUCAUUUUCUCUUCAGCAGCUGGUGAGCGACAAAUGUUGGCACAUUCUUACAUGGAUGACAAGUUCAGAGAAAAAGUCUCAACUCUGAUGCAGGUAGAAGCUCCUUCUUCCGGCCGGUCAUGCCUCACCACCAGCUGCCCUAUUCCCAUCAAGACAUCAGCCCACUCCCCUCCUCCUUCUGAGCCCCGAACCCAGACUUCCAGCUCCCGGUCCUCAUUCUCUUACCCAGAGGACACAGGCAGUGGUAGCUCACCUUCCAGCCUUCCCCACUUUGACUUCUCCUCAUCCCCGCACUCAGGCUCCACCUCUGGACUGUCUCACUGCUUGGCUGGGGUAAUGGAGCAGAGGAACCCCCACAGCGGAGAGGUGGUCUUCUCUCAGGGUUGCACCAAGAUCAAAAAUGAACGUGGAUUCGGUGCCAGUGGUGGCAACUCCAGCGACGAAUCAGGCUCUUUCUCAGAGGGAGACAGUGAAAGUGGCCUCUCCAGAGUCUCUGGCCCUGAGGUAAAGCUGCCCUUCCCCGUGGACCACAUCACCAACCUGCCACGCAACGACUUCCAGAUCCUCAUCAAAAUGCACAAGCUGACCUCAGAGCAGCUGGAGUUCAUCCAUGACAUCCGCCGCCGCAGCAAAAACCGCAUCGCCGCCCAACGCUGUCGCAAGAGGAAGCUGGACUGCAUCCAGAAUCUGGAAGGCGAGAUCCGCAAACUGGUGUGCGAGAAGGAGAAGCUGCUGAGCGAGCGCAACCAGCUGAAGGUCUGUAUGUCUGAGCUGUGGCAGAACCUCUCCUUUCUCUCCCAGCAAGUGUGCAGGGAGGUACAGGGCACCCAGCCGCCUCCCGUCUCCGCCAGCAUCGACCUCACGUCCAACCCACCGUCGCCUUCCUCUGACGAGGGUUCGUUCCAGCCCAGGUUGCCUGUGUCGCAACAGAGUGACGCCGCGUGUCUGUCUGACGUGGGUCCCAGUCAGAGGGGACUGGAGGAUAGGCAGCCUGGGGUGGAGGUGUCAGGUCUGGGACAGGAGAACCCAGAGUGUCCACUGGUGCUUGGAUCCACUGAGGAAGUAUGUAGCCCCACUGUAACAGUGGAUUUCUGUCAGGAAAUGACUGAGAAAUGCACAACAGAGGAACAGGAGAGACAGAAGUAUACAUAGAGUCUGGAGGGUCGGUGACACACUCAUACUUGUCUAUACCUUGAUAUUUGAAGUAUUUUCUUCUUUUUUGUAAUAGAUGACACAAGUUGUCUUAUCAGCAAUACUGUUCAACAGGUAUUUUUGGACUGGUGGUAAAACAAAAACACUGGCAGCUUUCUCUCUCUCUUUCUCUCUUCUUUCUGUCUCAUCCUGACCUUUUCUUCCUGUCAGCUUCCCUCCCUCUCUUGUGCAUCAUGGGAGGUUAAACUCAGGAAUUCCUCAGAAUGUUCACUAAUGUCCCUGUUAACAUGUACAUACACUUUACUUUACAGUCCUGUCAAAUCUUGACAAUUACUUAAAUACAUACAACUGAUUUGUGGUCAAUUAUUCAUACUGGACCUCUAAUUUUAAGCAUCUGUCACUUGUGGUUCACCAAAGCAAUAGCUCAACAGAGUGAGAGUGAGAUGUUCAGUUUGUUAUCAAUGUCAUGUCUGUUAAGUACAGAGCUGGAGUCAGGACGUGGUUAGCCUAGCUUAGCAUAAAGAUUUGAGGCAGCGUGCUGUGUUCAAAAGGAAAACACAUGCUUAUUAUAUCUAUAACAAGUCUAUGGCGGACCUAUAAAUGAAAUAAUGUGUUUUUAGAGCAUAGACUGUAUAUAAAGAUGGACGAGGGAGUAAGUGAGGAAGCAAAGCCAAAAUAUUCCGAAUAUGGUCACUGCCAUCUUACGCUGGUGUCAUAAUUUGGAGCCAGAGACUGUGCAGCAGUAAACAGGGUUGGAGCCGUGGUUUUCAUAGCAUCAAAUAACUUAUUACACCCAAAAUGAUCCGAAAAAUGAACACUUGAACAUACAUCAGCGUCAUAAGAACUAGCUCAAAUGAGAUGAAACCAUCUUUCCCACCUGCUAACAUAGGUUUAUGACCUAUACUGCAACCAGACACCAGGGAGCGAUGGAGAUGUUUUGGCUUCACUUUUGGGGAGUUGCCAUGGCGUCCAUCUUUAUAUAGACUUAAUGUUUUAGAGUGCUGAAACGAUUUCUCUAAAAAUAUUGUUUUUUUUGUUUUUUACAAACCUGGCAGCCACACUGUGACAGUAAUGCUGCAUUUAGGCAAAGUCAGCAGAAUUGGAAGAAUAGAAAAAAACUGUUCAGCCAUUAUUCCAAGAUGUAUAGUCACUUUUUAACUUGCUUAAAUUAGCUACUUUUGUUGUGUUCUAUGUGUGUAGUUGUUAAGUUAGCUACAUUAAUUAUAUUCGUUUUAAUAUUUUUUUUAAUAUUAGAUGUAACAUCCAGCAAUGGUGGCUUUGCUGUCAUUUUGCAACCUAUAUCAUACAUAUACCAUCACAGUACAUUGCUGUUUGUGUUCAGGUUAAACUAAGGAGAUACUUGUUAAUUAGUGCACUCUAGAGUAGGCUGCUUCCACUCUUUAUGCUAAGCUAGGCUAGCAACGUCCCAACUCCAGCUCUGUAUUUAAGACAUCGAUAUCCAUCGUCUAACUUCACUCUAAGAAGGAAAACAAAUAAGUAAAUCUUUUAAAUUACUCACUCUAUGCUACAACAUCAAACAGCUUACCUUUUGUCACAAGACUGAGCAUUUUAGUGGUCCCAUAAUUGUUGAGUGACACAGGACUUUAAAGUGAAAUGUUACCAAAGGUGUGUAUUUUUUCCAAAUGUUACAUUAGAUGAAAUGGUCAAAUGAACUCACGUUAUGCAAAGUUGCGUUAUCAAGCUUCACGUUUACUUUUUGUUGUACUCAGAUGGACGUUUCUACACAUUUCUCCCUUGUUUCAAAUCUGUGCUAGGAGACAGAGCUACAUUACAAAGUCCAAGCACUGCCCAGCUCCUCCAGGAAAUGACGCCUGGCAUUGAAUAUAGGUGAACGCAUUGUGACGUUGGCACUUAAAACAAGCCCCCAAGCCAUCACUUGGUGUUCAGAUAGAUUAAAGGACCGUACCAGUGUCGAUUUAUAUUUCUGCCAACAAUUUUCCAAAGAAUGCUGUAGUGUUUCUCAGUUGAUUUCAUUCACAUCUGCUCUGUGUGAAAAUCAACAGAAUAUGCAGAAUAGUUAAAGUUGCUUGAGUUUGGUAUAUCAUUACAUAAUUUCAGAUUUUGUUGCUGUCAAAAUUACACAGAUAGUAGUCAAACUGGGUGAUGCUUUAUUUUAUAGGUUCCUAGAGUCACAAUGAUUUCCUAACUAAAAACUGUAAGGUUCCUGGAAUAAUAAUUGUAGGGAAAAUGGAAAUAGAGCCUAAUUGGUACACUUUCUUUUGAAGGUCCAGUGUGUAACAUUGAGGAGGAUCUAUUGUCAGAAAUGGAAUAUAAUAUUCAUCGGUAUGUUUUCAUUAGUGUAUAACCACCUGAAUAUAAGAAUCAUUGUGGUUUUGUUGCCCUAGAGUGAGACCUUUUCUCUACAGAAGGAAUGGGUCCUUUUUUCAGGUUGAACCGCCAUGUUUCUACAGUAACCUAGAAUGGACAAACCAAGCACUCUAGAUACAGCCUUUCACAGUUUUGUGGCCACUGUAAUGGAAGGUGAGCUGUUUUCAGUUGGUUGCAAUCUGCAACAUCACCACUAGAUGCCACUACUAAAUUACAUGAAAAUUCCUCAGAAAUUAUAUUUUUAUUUCAUAUUCAUUUUAUAUGAAUGAUAUAGGAAUUACAGCGCCUCUUAAAUAAAGUGUCACCAGAAAUUCGUAUGGAUAUAUUCUAAAAAAUUCUAAAAUGAAUGAAAUUAAAUAACAUGAUGGAUUUCACGUCUCAAGAAACUCUCCUAGUUGAUGUAUUCAUAUAUUAUACUCUAUAUAAAUAAUGGAAAUCAAUAGCUGUCUGCAGUGUCCAGAAAACACAGUCAAAAAUCUAAAACACUAUAUUAUACUUUGGAAAAUGGAUGGUUGUAAUCUAAAGUGACUCCUGUUUAAUGGGCUAAAGACUAUGGUGUGGCCACUUAAACAACAGCUUAAACAAAUCAUAAGUGCUCUUUUUGACCCAUUUAUUUAUUGUCUUAUAAGUAGUAAGAAUUUAGUGUUUGUGGUAAUAAUGUAUUUAGCUGCACUGUUCUUGUAAUUGUACAUAAGACGAAUAUCCCUACUAAAUGUAUGUUGGUGUAAGACACCUACAUUUUCAAAUUAACACAUCAUAGUUGAAUUUGUGCAAACACUAAGCAGAAUGAUCAAUUUCUACUUACAAAUCAGUAUACCUAAUAGCGCAUGGUAUGAAGUUCAAAGCUCCAAACAAACACACUGGCCCAUUAUUGAUUUAGGGAGAUGCUAAAUUCAUCUGCUGUUGAAAAGUCAAUGGUGAGGCACGUGGCAGGGCUGAGUGCUGCUUUACAGUGCAGCAUGUCCACGGCAUUACGUUCAGCACAGCAAGGUCAAACUAGAGUUUGAAACUGCAAUUGGCAAUUUUUCAUUGCACUUGAUUUCUCAGAAAUGUAUUAGCUCUUAAAAUAAAGGGAUUCUAUUUCCCUGUGCGGUUUUGUGAAUGUAAAACUGUUAGCUUGAAAGAAAUUCAAAUAUUAGAUUUCUAAUUGGCUCAAGUUAUUUCCAAGUUGUGAGACAAUACAGCUUGGUCAGUGGCCCUGUGCUUCAAAAUAUGACGCUGUAGGUAUCCCUCUAGUGUCAUUUCCGGAUGCACUUGCCGUCAAAGACAGGUGGCGUAGUAUGAAGAAUCGGAAAGUCCACAUAUAGAGGUGGUGGGGUGGGUGGAUGGAUGGCUGAACAAGCACAGGACUUUAACUCGGGACACAGCUGAUAGAGUCUUGUGUGAAACCAAAAGUCAACAAUUUCUUUUAAGUAAAAUAAGUUACGUUUUGUUCAUGUAACUAAGUUACGCCUGGUAUGUUAUUUAAGUUACAUUAUUUAUUCAUGUACGCAAGUUACAUUAGGUAUGUUACAUAAGUUGUGCUUGUUCACGUAUGUAACUUAUGUCAGGUAUGUUAAGUAAGUUACAUUUUGUUCAUGUACUUAGCUACAUCAGCUACUUGACUAAACAUUCACAUUUUUCUAAGUAGUUUUUAUGCCUAAACUUAACCAAACUGUGCCCGUUUCACAACAUUAACCACACAAGCUUUAUUUUGAAAAUGUAACCAGAUGUUACAUAUUUAUUGUUGCUAACUUGACCACAGACCCUGCACGCCCAGAAAUGACCUUAGAGGGAUACCUACACUGUCAUAUUUUGAACGAUUUAACGAGUUGAGAGUGAGAACAUGUUGAUUGAAGGCAAAGAGAACUACCCAUGAUAUCACAAUAGGACCUGUUAGCCAAUGAUAAUCUCAUUAGAAUGUACUGAAUGCUCAGAGUACACCGAAGAACACUACUCAGCUGUUUUUUACUUCCUUAAUGUGAACUUGUUCAUUUAUUUAUUUGAACUCUUGUUGUUGGGGGUUGGGGUCGGGUGUAGAGGAAAUUGCAUAGAUGUAAAAUGUAGGUCACUACCCUUUCUUAGAAUUUGUUAAUGGUUGUAUUUUUUUAAUUGUUGAUAAGUUCAUGAAAAAUAGGUUUUCAUUUAACACAUGUACUUAAGUUGUAAUAUUUGAACUUAAAGGGGUGUGAUUAUGUUUACAAGUUUUGUGUAUUACCUGUUCUGUUCUUUUUGUUUUGUAAAGAUAUAAUUAAGACCUGGGAAUUAAGUUGAAUAGUUCUAUUUUAUUUACAUAAGUUAAAAGUGUUGAUGAAUUUUGAGAAAAAAAUAAGCAUCUGACAAGUGCAGCUACAAUGUUAUGCCUUAGAGGUUACAGAGGCCAAACUAUCCAGUGAGGGAACAAUGGAUUUUAUUCAGAGGAAACUACACAGCAGUUUUAAGAAACUGUUUUGCAACAGCGUCAUAAAAAUAUUGAUGCGACCCAUUCUGACCCUUGCUGGGGUUUUUUUUGUGAUGAAGCCUUGAGAGGCAAAGACAAUGAGUGUACAUUUAUUUAAGCAUUUAUUUUAAGCUCCCUUUUGUGAUAGAUAGUGAAAUCCAGCCAUGUACAUUUUCCCCUCUGAAAAUAUGGAGGCCCAAAGUGUCAAAUAAGUAAUAUAAUCAAUAAAUACAGACACAAUGUGUAAUAUAACCAUGAAAUAAUUACACAGAUUUUGAAAUAAAAACAGCUGGAAUUAUUAAAUUAAUUGAAAAAAAUGUACCUGUAAUAAAUUGAAAUAUGAAAAGAAAUAACACUUCAUCAUCUUAGUUUAAAAAGUGAUAUGAUUAUUUUAGAAAUUCAUGGCUACAUUAUAUAUUUUGUGUGUAUUUUUUAAUAUGAUUAUUUGUUACAUAACAUUUAUAUAUUUAUUUAAUAUUGACGACUGUGGGUCUCCAUAUAGAAAAGCCAAAUGCUCUUGUAAGUGUCACCAAUAAUAAUAUAGGUCCAAAAGUUUAAAAGAUAAAAAUGAACUUGGAAGUUACACUUAAGUAAACUUCAAAACGAGGCAUCAAAUCAUUUUUAGCGUUAAAUAAUCCAUUCUACACAAAACACAGAUGAAUUAAAGCUAUGAAAUUAUUCUGUGCCUCAUUUUGGCUUUAAGUUUACCCCUCUUCUUCCUCUCCUCACGCUAAAAUGCAAAUUAAAUCAUCUGUUAGUUUAACUGAAGGCUGCACUUGUUGCAACAAUUGGAUCUUUCAAGUUGUUUGCUCUGCAUUUUGGUCCAACUCUGAGGACUCAGGGUACAAAAUGGACACUGCACAAUAGUUCUCAAUUAUGGAAGUUGAAUUCUGAAGAAUAGUCACUUGUCAUAAUUUUAUGGAAAAAGUUAUGAACAAAUCAGAAGUCUGACAUUAAUAUUGAAAUUAUGUCUUAUUUCUCACAUUUCUCACAUUACUCUCAGACCUCAAUGGCCCUAAUCAUCUUCCAUAUACAGCAAAUGCCAUCACUGUCUUGUAGUAUUUGUUGACUAGUUAGCAUGGAGCAUCUGUAACCCCAGUGCAAUUUUGAAAUUCAAAAUGGUGAAUUUAAAGGAAGUUUCUUUUUUUCUUGUAUUAGCCCAUUGACUGCAAAAUCCAUAUACUUUUUAUUACUGCCAACCAGUCUUUAAAGCAGCUCUAGAUGAUGUUCUGCUGUGGUUUCAUUUUGUUUCAGUAUGGUACAAAAGUUUACUCAUGGAGACUUGAAACUUGUCUGAGUUAGGUAAUACAUCACAUGCUUUUAAUGUUGCCAGAGUUACAUUAUUGUUGUGUCGUAAUGCAAUGCAGCAUUUUCAGACCAAUCUACACUUACAACUGCAUCACCAUGCUACAAAAAAACAAGAGUAAAAGCUGACAUGAUGUUCACUGUGAUACAUUAUCUAACGCAAGCAAGUUUCAAUUCUCUGCACAGUGUUCCCCACCUUUUCCUUUAGGGAGCCAUUUUCUCCCAGCGAGUAAACUAACUGACAUAUUUUAUGGAUAUUUCAUAUUAUAUUCAAUGCAAAACAGUAUAGAACAACUGAUAAACUGUACAGUGAACACAAGAACUGCAGGAAGUUUGUGAAAAACCAGAGACUUUAAUUUUGAGCAGCUUAUUUCCGGUGAAUAUUGAUCAGAGAUGACUUUUCCUUACAUUUUAGGAACUUUUUACAAAAUUCUCUGUCUGUAUUAUGUAUUUUUUUUUUAACAAUCAUACAUUCUUAGCUCUGUAGCUCUUUGGUUGUUUGAACUUUUCUAAAGCAGGACGAGGCUGUUUAUCAGAGACUGAAGGCUCUGUGAAUAUAGCUUGUGUUCAGGUCUUGCCCGUUGUGCCCUUAUCCUGUUAAGAUCUUAAAUAAUAAUCUAUAAAUAAAGUUAGGUUUCCUCACAGAAAUGCACAGAAUCCUCAGAUGCAGGCCUACUGUAUAUUUUUAAAGUUUUCUUACACCCCUUAAAAGCAAGAAGGCUUCAUGACCCCCUGUGAAGUUUUGGCGAUCCUGCCAGGUUGGGAACCACUGGAUUAUCAAACUGUACUAAAAGAAAUGAAAAACAGCAGUAAUGUAAGUGCUGCAAAAAACGCUGGUAUAAUUCAGUUAUGAAAAUGAUGUAAUUUAUGUCAUAUGUUCAGUUGUUCUUUGCCAUGUAGCGUGGAUAACCAAGAGUCUGCAUGUUUUCAAAUCAGGCGUGUUAGCAGAAGAUUGGGGGGAAACCUGCAGACUCUUGGGGCCACAGUGAUUGAGAACCACUGGUUUACACAGUAUGCUGUCAUAUUAACAUGACUUCUCAUGUUAACAAACUUCUGAAUAGUCAAUUGAAUAACUCUAACAGGAAGGAUGUUUGACUUUCCAAUGUCUGUGCUAAUAGGCACAACAAUUUAUUAAAUUAACAACUUAACAAGUUAUUGUUUAAAGCUGCAGUUGGUAACUUUUAUAAAAAUAACUUUUUGUCAUAUUCACUUUCACCAUAUCCUGACAGUAGUACAUGAGACAGAUCAUUUGUAAACAAUCAGGUUCCUCUGGCUCCUCUUAGUGCUCCUAAUGGCAUUUGCAAAAAUCUACCGGGUCUGAACAAAAACAACCAAUCAGAGCCAAGAAAGAUAGUUGAUUGUUGAGUGUCAUUCCAUCGAAUACCGAUGCUGGGAAUGAGAUUCAACAAUCAACUUUCUUCAAGCAACCAACAAAUGUAAAUGACAUUAGGAGCACUAGGAGGAGCCAGAGGAACCAGAUUUUUUUUUUACAGAUUCUCUGUCUCAUGUUCUACUGUCAGGAUAUAGUUUCAGCCAAUAUGACAAUAUUUAUAAAACUUACCUACUGCAGCUUUAUACCAGUGUGCAGUGGUUAUCAGGGAAGAGUUUCCCCUUAUGGAAGUUAGUAUUUUGGAAUCAAAUGCCUUCAAUUUGCAAUUACACAACAUGGUGGCAGACUGAAGGAAGUACUUAUUUAAUCCGAUCUGUUUACAGAACACGGUAAUCGGGGCCACUUGAAUCUCAGAUUCUGACUUUUUGAAGUUUAGUUGAACGGACUUUAAGCACUUAUCUACCUGGACGAUUCAGCAUACCUCUUCUAAUGGGUAAGGACUGUAUGAUAGACAUGUAGAGUUUCUGUGGCAUUGUUUCUAACUUUUUACAGUGGUUACUUCAUUGUAUUUGUAGAUUUUGGUGAGCCAUUUUUUACGUGUCCGUUUUUGAGCAACCUGCAACAUGACUGUUACAUGCAGAUUCAGCAUUUUUUCAUUCAUUUUUUAUCUCUGAAUGUUCGAAUGGCCUGUGUUUAGAUUUUUUUUGUAAAUAUUGUGCAACAUGUCAUGUUUUGAUUAUUUGAUAUGAAAAAGGUUUUAAAUGACAAAAAAAUGCAUUUUGCCUAGGCUAUCUUUCUUGAGAAAUAAAAGAAAAAGCAUGAGAACUGGA
This is a messenger RNA of Dicentrarchus labrax (European seabass), 11095 nucleotides long. It is a transcript of the gene bach2a, whose product is annotated as BTB and CNC homology 1, basic leucine zipper transcription factor 2a. Gene Ontology annotation, molecular function: protein binding; DNA-binding transcription factor activity, RNA polymerase II-specific; RNA polymerase II cis-regulatory region sequence-specific DNA binding. The transcript is spliced from 5 exons. Lineage: Eukaryota; Metazoa; Chordata; Actinopteri; Moronidae. The record is from RefSeq and is a predicted model, not a curated record. The coding region runs from base 517 to 2862 and encodes 781 amino acids. Gene Ontology annotation, biological process: regulation of transcription by RNA polymerase II.